AUGGAAGACGAACGGCCGCGCCUCAAAGCCAGUCAGCAGGUCAGCCUCACCGCUGGCUCCCGCUGGCCAGGCCUUCGGCGGGACGGCGCGGGCCCUGGCUUCACAGAGCUCCGGGUGACCGUGGCUGGCGUGGGUGCCGUCACCCAGGGCUGCGGGAGCCACACAGCCAAGGCCGGGAUGGGCAGAAAGAAGCCUGUCGGCUCUGUCAGCCCUGAUUUGCGGCCGGCCUUGCCGCAGCAUCUUUUGCCACCGUUCCAUGCUCCCUUACCGAUUGACAUGAGACACCAGGAGGGAAGGUACCAUUACGAGCCUCACUCUGCCCACGGCGUGCACGGGCCUCCUGCCCUGAGUGGCAGCCCUGUCAUCUCCGACAUCUCAUUGAUCCGGCUUUCCCCCCACCCCGCCGGCCCCGGGGAGUCCCCCUUCAACGCCCCCCACCCGUACGUGAGCCCUCACAUGGAGCAUUACCUCCGCGCCAUGCACAGCAGCCCCACGCUCCCCACGAUCUCUGCGGCCAGGGGCCUCAGCCCCGCUGACGUGGUCCAUGAGCACCUUAAGGAGAGGGGGCUGUUUGGCCUCCCCCCAGCAGGCACCAACCCCUCCGACUAUUACCACCAGGUGGCCCUCAUGGCGGGCCACCCCACAUCCUACGGGGACCUGCUCCUGCAGACGGGGGGCGCCACUGGCACCCCCCACCUCCACGACUACCUCAAUCCAGUGGACGUGUCGCGUUUCUCCAGCCCACGGGUGACGCCCCGCCUGAGCCGCAAGCGGGCGCUGUCCAUCUCCCCGCUGUCGGAUGCCAGCCUGGACCUGCAGCGGAUGAUCCGGACCUCCCCCAACUCGCUGGUGGCCUACAUCAACAACUCGCGCAGCAGCUCCGCCGCCAGCGGCUCCUACGGGCACCUGUCGGCGGGCACCCUCAGCCCAGCCUUCACCUUCCCCCAUCCCAUCAACCCCGUGGCCUACCAGCAGAUCCUGAGCCAGCAGAGGGGCCUGGGCUCGGCCUUCGGACACACACCGCCACUGAUCCAGCCCUCCCCCACCUUCCUGGCCCAGCAGCCCAUGGCCCUCACCUCCAUCAGCACCACGCCCACCCAGCUCAGCAGCAGCAGCAACUGUCUGAACGACGCCAGCCAGAGCAAGCAGAACAGCGAGUCGGCUGUGAGCAGCACCGUCAACCCCAUCGUCAUCCAUAAGCGCAGCAAGGUCAAGACGGAGGCCGAGGGCCUGCAGCCAGCCUCCCCGGUCACCCUGACGCAGGAGCAGCUGGCCGACCUCAAGGAAGACCUGGACAGGGACGACUGCAAGCAGGAGGCGGAGGUGGUCAUCUACGAGACCAACUGCCACUGGGAGGACUGCACCAAGGAGUAUGACACGCAGGAGCAGCUGGUGCAUCACAUCAACAACGAGCACAUCCACGGGGAGAAGAAGGAGUUCGUGUGCCGCUGGCAGGCCUGCACGCGGGAGCAGAAGCCCUUCAAGGCGCAGUACAUGCUGGUGGUGCACAUGCGCCGGCACACGGGCGAGAAGCCGCACAAGUGCACGUUCGAGGGCUGCUCCAAGGCCUACUCGCGCCUGGAGAACCUGAAGACGCACCUGCGGUCCCACACCGGGGAGAAGCCAUAUGUGUGCGAGCACGAGGGCUGCAACAAGGCCUUCUCCAACGCUUCGGACCGCGCCAAGCACCAGAACCGCACCCACUCCAACGAGAAACCCUACAUCUGCAAGAUCCCAGGCUGCACCAAGCGCUACACGGACCCCAGCUCUCUCCGGAAGCACGUGAAAACCGUGCACGGCCCAGACGCUCAUGUCACCAAGAAGCAGCGCAACGACGUGCACCUCCGCGCCCUGUUGCUCAAGGAGAACGGGGACCCUGAGGCCGGCACUGAGCCCGGCGGCCAGCGCUCCGAGGAGAGCGCCGAGGCCAGCAGCACCAGCCAGUCCGCUGAGGACUGCCUGCACGUCAAAGCCAUCAAGACCGAGAGCUCCGGGCUGUGCCAGGCCAGCCCUGGGGCCCAGUCAUCCUGCAGCAGCGAGCCCUCUCCCUUGGGCAGCGCCCCCAACAAUGACAGCGGGGUGGACAUGCCAGGGACGGGGCCUGGAAGCUUGGGAGACCUGACAGCGCUGGAUGACACGCCCCCGGGGGCCGACACCUCAGCCCUGGCCGCCCCUUCCGCCGGCGGCCUGCAGCUGCGCCAACACAUGACCGCCAUGCACCGGCUAGAGCAGCUCAAGAGGGAGAAGCUCAAGUCACUUAAAGAUUCCUGCUCGUGGGCCGGGCCGGCUCCACACCCCCGGAACCCCAAGCUGCCUCCCCUCCCGGGAAGUGGCUCCAUCCUGGAAAACUUCGGCUGCGGUGGGGGCGGCAGCCUAGCCCGCGGCACCUACUCCCCCCGGCCACCCAGCAUCAGCGAGAACAUGGUGAUGGAAGCCAUGGCGGUGGGGACAGAUGGGGCAGGGCCUGAGGGCCCCCUCCUGCUGCCCGAGGACGACCUGGUGCUGCCUGACGACGUGGUGCAGUACAUCAAGGCACAUGCGGGCACCCUGGGCGACAGCGCCCUGCAGGCAUAUCCCCCCGAGAGCUCCUGCUUCCCUGAACAGCCCAAACUGCCCAGCCCGGGGCUGCACGGCCAGCGCAGGAUGGUGGCUGCGGACUCCAACGUGGGCCCCUCCAACGUGGGCCCCUCCGCCCCUGGGCUGGGAGGCUGCCAGCUGGGCUACGGCGCCCCCUCUGGCCCGAGCAAAAGCAGCAUGCCUGUGCAGUGGAAUGAGGUGAGCUCUGGCACCAUGGACGCCCUGAGCAGCCAGGGGAAGCCUCCGCCUGUUCUGCAGGGCAACCUGGCUGUGGCGCAGCAGAAGCCGGCCUUCGGCCAGUACCCGGGCUACGGUGCACAGGGCGUGCCGCCGAGCCCUCGGGGUCUGGGCAGCACGCAGCCACACCUCCGGCCCUGCAGUGGAGCCCCCUCCGGGCCCAGUGGGAAGGCGGGGGGCCAGUGUCCCAGCAUGACCACCACAGCGAGCCCCCACGUCAGCUACGGCCAAGGCCACCCCCAGCUGAGCUCCAGCACCAUGGGCGGGGCCCUGAAUCCAUUCCCCGCAUCCUGCAGCAACCUGGCAGCCAAGCCCAGUCACCUGGGGCUCCCCCAGCAAAUGGAAGUUGUUCCCGACCCCUCCAUGAUGGGUAGUAGACGCAGGGAACUUGGGGCCCCCAAUGCCACCCUGGCCGGGAUGGCACCACUUCAUGCAGCUCAGAGCUACCCACAGCAGAGCCAUCACCUGGCAGCCCCCAUGAGCCAGGAGGGCUACCACCAGGGCCCUAGUCUUCUGCCUUCCCACCAGCCCGGCUUCCUGGAGCUGCAGCAGGCCUCAGGGGGGCUGGCUGGACCUGGCUUUGGCCUAGUGCAACCCCGGCCACCUCCUGAGCCCAGCCCUGCUGGCCGCCACCGUGGGGUACGUGCUGGGCAGCAGCUGGCCUAUGCCAGGGCUGCUGGCCAUGCCAUGGCUGCUGUAUCAGCCAACCAGGAGAUGGCAGAGUCAGUGCCCAAGGGAGCAAUGGGCACUAUGGCAUCCUUGCCGCCUCAGCUGCCCCCACAGGACACGGGUGGAGCCCAGGACCACAACAUGCUCUACUAUUAUGGCCAAAUCCACAUGUAUGAACAGAAUGGAGGCCUGGAGAACCACGUAGGCUGCCAGGUCAUGAGGCCCCAACCGCCGCAGCCACAGGCCUGCCCGGAGGGCCUCCAGCCCCAGCCCUUGUCCUCACCAGGCGUCAACCAGGUGUCCAGCACUGUGGACUCCCAGCUGCUGGAGGCCUCCCAGAUCGAUUUCGACGCCAUCAUGGAUGACGGUGAUCAUUCGAGCUUGCUCUCAGGCGCCCUGAGCCCCAGCCUCCUCCAUAGCCUCUCCCAGAGCUCCUCCCGCCUCACCACCCCCCGGAGCUCCCUGACUCUGCCCUCCGUCCCCACGGGCAUCAGCAACAUGGCCGUCGGGGACAUGAGCUCCAUGCUGACCAGCCUGGCCGAGGAAAGCAAGUUCCUCAACAUGAUGACCUAAAGCCCUGGCCCCUGGUGGAGGGGACCCUGAGGAACUGUUGUUUCCAGAGUGGGGUGUCAUCCAUUUUGUCUUUUUCCAAAAAAGUAUUACUAGGCCUGGGGGGAGGGGGGAAGGGUGCUGUGGUUCAGGCCACAAUGCUUUAAGGCAAGUUUACCUGCACCCUGUCUGGUCUUUGGGGUUACUUUUGGAACACUGACCAAACC
This is a messenger RNA of Myotis davidii, 4259 nucleotides long. RefSeq names its product GLI family zinc finger 2 (gene GLI2). The record is from RefSeq and is a predicted model, not a curated record. Lineage: Eukaryota; Metazoa; Chordata; Mammalia; Chiroptera; Vespertilionidae. Gene Ontology annotation, cellular component: nucleus. Gene Ontology annotation, biological process: regulation of transcription by RNA polymerase II; smoothened signaling pathway. Gene Ontology annotation, molecular function: DNA-binding transcription factor activity, RNA polymerase II-specific; RNA polymerase II cis-regulatory region sequence-specific DNA binding.